AUGCCCGACCAUUUGAAUGAACAAUUCACACUGCUGGACGUUUCCUUAAGGCCCACCAUUGGAGAAGAUCCGCUAGGAAAACUCCACAAGGAAAAACAACAGCUCCCAAAAAGCCUUGAAUUUAAGAAAGCACAAAGAGGAGCGAGGUGUACUCCAGAAAAAUUCAUCAGAAUCAAAGCAGCUGAAGACGAGGCAGGACUUCUAGCGCUUGACCUUGGAUGCAGUGACACGAAGCGCCGACAGCACGACGGGCAGCCCACUGAUGCCGUGAGCCCCCCAGUAACGGGCUGGGUCUCGCAGCCGGUGCACCAGGACAAAGGGGGAGAGCCCGUUAAAGGCUGUACAUACGUUGCCCUCCUGCCGAUGAGGGCGUUCACUGCCAACAGGCAGACUGCCGUCAGAAUAGCGGCAACUUAUAGGAACAAGGUUGUACGAAGGUGUUAUUCCGAAAACGAGAGGAUCAGUCUGCACCUCUCCCUGCUGCUUCUGGGGGAAGGGAAGCGGGAAGACACGGGCUGGUCCCAGGCUGCCCCGCGGGGACUGGGCGCUGGCAGCCUCGACACGGGGGCUGCCGGGGCCGGGGGGCUGGAGGGAGGAACCUGCACCCGGCAGAUUGCCAUGAUCAUGUUUGCUCAGUACGUGCCAGGAGGCACGUUUGGCAAAGCGGUUAAAAUGGCUGAAGAUGUCACUGGCCUUGCCAAAAGAUGUGCCGCUGCAGCCAGAGACAACCCCGAUUGUCGGAAGCCUUUGGACAGAGUUUUCCUCGAUACAAUAUGCCAGGAGGAAAACCUUCCCAGGUUUACCGAUUGCUGUGCUAAAAAGGAUCCCGAAAGAAAUGACUGCUUCCUCUCCCUUAAAAAUUCAUCGAGAGGGUUCAUUCCUCCUUUUGAAAGGCCAAAUGCUGAAGCUGCCUGCAAAAAUCGUUCACAGCAUCAACAUCUGUUAACAGGACAUUUUAUCUAUGAGGUUUCCAGAAGGCAUCCUUUCCUCUAUGCCCCGACAAUCCUUUCUGUUGCUAUCCGCUAUGAUGAGAUGACGAAGAACUGCUGCCGAAGUGCUGCCGACCCCACUCACAACCUGGAGGAAUGCUUUCAGAGACAGGCACCAAAGGUGGUGAGGCCAAUAAAAGAAGAUGGCCUGAGGCAGGAACACACAUGUGGAAUCUUGAAGAAGUUUGGAGAAAGGACCUUAAAGGCUCUGAAACUUGCUCAGAUAAGCCAAAAAUUCCCUAAAGCUGAUUUUGUUACUGUUAACAAGCUUGUGAUGGAUAUUGCUAAGAUGCACAAGGACUGCUGUCGUGGAGAUAUGCUGGACUGUAUGCACGAUAGGGAAGAGAUUCUACACUAUGUCUGCACCAGCCAAGAUAUCAUAUCAAGUAAAAUUAAGAAGUGCUGUGAAAAGCCACUGUUACAAAGAAGUGAAUGCAUAGUUAACGCAGAACAUGAUGACAAACCUGCAGACUUGUCCCCCCACGUCAGGGAGUUUAUAGAAGACAAAGAAAUAUGUCAACGUUUUGCCCAGGAGAAAGAUACACACUUAGCCAGGUUUCUUUACGAAUACUCCAGGAGACACCCUGAAUUUUCUGCUCAAAUGCUUUUAAGAAUUGGUAAAGGCUAUGAGGACCUACUGAAAGAGUGCUGCAAAACCGGUGCUCCAGACAACUGCUGCAGCAGAGGGGAGGAAGAACUGAAGAAACAUAUUUAUGAAACUGAAAGCGUCAUGAAGACAAGCUGUGACAUUUACAAGGAGAAAGGAGAUUACUAUUUCCAAAACGAGUUGAUAAAAUUCACCAAGCAAAUGACUACAAUCGGCUCCAAAUGCUGCCAGCUGAGCCAGGACAAGCUACUGCCUUGUGCUGAGGAAAAUGUGAGUAUUUUGCUGGAUCUCGUGCUUGGAGAAAUAUGUAGACGACACCUGACGAAUCCUAUAAACCCAGGAGUUUGUCACUGCUGUAGUAGCUCCUAUGCUCUCAGGAGGCCAUGCAUGGGGAAACUAGAAAUUGAUGAGAGUUACGUGCCCUUAUCAUUGACUCCUGGUCUGUUCACUUUCCAUGAAGACUUGUGUACGACUGAAGAGGAGAAGUUACAGCACAAGAAGCAGGAGUAAGACAUGCCUGGUUUACUCUGUUACCCCUGUGGCUUGCCUUGCUUUCCUUGCAGGAUGCUCAUCAACCUCAUCAAAUACAAGCCCCAGAUCACACAGGAACAGCUCACCUCCGUCACGGCCGCCUUCACUGCCAUGAGGGAACAAUGCUGCAAAGAAGAAAACCGCGAGGCGUGUUUUGCAAGAGAGGGUCCAGAACUUAUAAAAGGAAGUGAAAAAAUGCUGUCAGCAUAA
Molecule: messenger RNA, 2337 nt
Organism: Cariama cristata (Red-legged seriema)
Lineage: Eukaryota; Metazoa; Chordata; Aves; Cariamiformes; Cariamidae
Product: alpha-fetoprotein-like
Exons: 18
Biological process (GO): transport
Cellular component (GO): blood microparticle; cytoplasm
Source: RefSeq, a predicted model, not a curated record